Molecule: messenger RNA, 1416 nt
Organism: Ambispora leptoticha
Lineage: Eukaryota; Fungi; Glomeromycota; Glomeromycetes; Archaeosporales; Ambisporaceae
Source: the annotation of a GenBank genome assembly
AUGACGUCAACCUCAACUUUGUCAACUCCAUUAUCUGCUAACGAAGCAACAUAUGUCAAUCCUGUUUCAGUCAUCGAUAUAGUUCAAGCAAUGUCUCGAGUCAUCGAAGACGCCGUUUUGUCAGAAUUAUCUGAAUCUCCUUGUUGGAGUUUACUUCUUGAUCACGUGACUUAUCAAUCUGGCAGUAAAUCAAUUUCUGUGUAUUCAAAGCAUUUAUCGGCAGAUCAUAGUCCUGGAAUUCGUUAUCUGGGGAUACUAGGAUUCACCGUCACAGAUCCAUUUACUGCUUCGAAUCAUUUGGAAGUAUUUUGUACUUCGAAGCGAAUCUCGAUGGCAAAACUCGCUCAUGUUGGUAGUAAUGCUGAUACUGCAAUUCUUGGCAAAUCAAAUGGAAUAGUCUCACAUUUGAAAUCAAAACAACCUUUUCUUUCUUCAAUUCACACUGUUGGCCAGAGCAUUCAUUCAUCAAUGAAAGAAGCCGCAGAUAUGGUGCUAUAUUUCGUACAAUACCAAACAAUAAUGAAUGAAAUACUUGAUUACUUUUCGGUUAUCUCUGAUCCGCCAUCAAGUCUAAAACCAAUCGGUGAAGGAAUAACCAACAGCUUAUAUAACAUUGAUGCAGCCAGAUUUCUAUCAUGGUGUCAAGAAAUUGCAGUGAAUUCACAGAUCUUGGAUGAAAUCAGAAUCGCACUAUCACUAAGUCAUGCAGAAAAUGCAACGACUCUGUGUAACAAAAUUGACCAGAAUUUCACAAUAGCAACAAAAUUACUUGCCGAUAUUUACAAUAUUCUUCAGAAUCUCGUGAUUUUCUUUCAAGGUGAUCCGAUUUCUGUUGCUGAUCUUUAUCCAUUAGUCAAUCAAGCAACCACAAAAAUAUAUGUAGAGUUUAUUGGCAACUCGGAAGAUCGCCCACACUACGGGUCAAUGCUUCGUCAAUUUGUCGAGAAAACAUUGACUUCUGGUGUUACUCUCCCGAAGUUCAUUCCGCAAUUCGCCACCGCGACAAUCAACGCGUUAAACGAGCGAUUCCCAAUGUUAGAUGUCUACAAUAACAUGCGCAUAUUCGAUCCAAGGUUUUUGCCAAACGAGCGUCGCGCAAUUGGCCCAUACGGAAAAGAAGAAAUAGACAUGUUAAACAGAAUAUACGGGAACCCGAAUUUCGAAAGCGGGAUAAUUUUUCCACCUGUCAUUGAUUCACAAGCAUUAAUCAAAGAAUGGAGUCAAGCAAAAUACCUGUUGUCCGGGUUCAAAGAAUUACCGUUCACCGAAGCAUGGAAAAAAACAUUUGAAACAGUAGAAUUCGUUCAAGAGUUCCCAAACAUCGUAAAGAUUAUUAGUAUCGCAUUGACUGUACCAUAUUCGAAUGCGCAUGUAGAGGAUCUUUUGUCGCGACAAAAACGAAUUGCGGUGCAGCAU